Molecule: messenger RNA, 1432 nt
Organism: Hevea brasiliensis (rubber tree)
Lineage: Eukaryota; Viridiplantae; Streptophyta; Magnoliopsida; Malpighiales; Euphorbiaceae
Product: ALA-interacting subunit 3-like
Exons: 8
Coding region: 181-1260 (359 amino acids)
Cellular component (GO): Golgi apparatus; endoplasmic reticulum; plasma membrane
Source: RefSeq, a predicted model, not a curated record
UUCUGAACCAUUUUUUACUGUACGAUCAAACUGAAUCCAAAUAAAAAAUGAUAAUUAAAAAGCCUCUCAAAAUGGAAAAUUGGAAGCCAAAAUAGAAGAAUUGGAAAUCAAAUAUUAAGGAAACAAGGGCUCAAUUUCAAGCUGAUUCACCCGAAAACAAUCUUCUUAUUUUCACCUUUAAUGCCAGACACUGUUGUCAUUGAUAUUAGAAUGAGAGGGGCAAAGAGCUCCAAUGGAGUAGAUGAUGAUUCUGUAUCUUCUUCCAAGAAGAAUUCCCACAAACCCAAAUAUUCAAGGUUCACACAACAAGAUCUUCCUGCCUGCAAGCCAAUUCUAACUCCAGGAUUGGUGAUUGCAUCGUUCACAACUGUUGCUGUUGUCUUCCUCCCUCUUGGCCUAGCAUCCUUAUUUGCAUCGGAAAGUGUGGUGGAAAUUGUAGAUCGCUAUGAUAAAGAUUGCAUUCCUAGUACUCAUCGCAAUCUCCCUCUCGAGUAUAUCCAGAACAGCAAAUCAAACAAGAUCUGUACCAGAAAUUUGAUUGUUCCAAAGCUAAUGAAAAGUCCUGUCUACGUGUAUUAUCAACUUGACAAUUUUUAUCAGAAUCAUCGCCGAUAUGUAAGAAGUCGAAGUGAUAAACAGUUGCAAAGCAAAGCAAGUGAGAAUGAUGUAAGCAACUGUAAGCCUGAAGAUUUAGUAGAUGGAAAACCAAUUGUUCCAUGUGGGCUUGUUGCUUGGAGUUUGUUUAAUGACACUUAUAAUUUCAAAGUGGAAAACAAAGCUUUAGAGGUCAACAAAAAGGACAUUGCUUGGAGAAGUGAUAAAGAACGUAAAUUUGGUUCUGAUGUUUAUCCUAUAAACUUUCAAGCUGGUAGUUUAAUUGGAGGCGGAUCACUAAAUUCCAGCAUUCCUUUAAGUGAACAAGAAGAUCUUAUGGUUUGGAUGCGUACAGCAGCACUGUCAACUUUUCGAAAACUUUAUGGAAGGAUAGAGACGGACCUUCAAGCCAAUGAUGCAAUUGAAGUUCAAAUACAAAACAAUUAUAAUUCUUACGGUUAUGGAGGCAAAAAGAGGCUAGUCCUCUCCACAACUACAUGGAUAGGUGGCAAAAAUAAUUCUCUAGGCAUUGCAUAUAUAUUCAUUGGUGGAUUGAACUUGCUCUUAGCAAUAAGCUUCAUCCUUAUUUUUGUUUUUAAGCCAAGGCCUUUGGGAGAUCCAAGCUACUUGUCUUGGAACAAGCAAGCAACAAUAAGUUCAAAUUAGGUUUGCUUCAAUCAUUUCUUGUUCACCAACUUUUCAAGUUGACGCUUGUAUACAUUUUUCUUAAGAAGAUCCAAUGUGGUAUAUAUGAAAGAAAGAGAGAGAUGGAUAUGCAAUAAUCAUUGUUUUGACAACUUUUUAACUUAUAUAUAUAGAUGGUUGUAUUUUACAUUAU